UGCCUCUCGAUGAAAUCUGACAGCCAUGGCGCACUGUUUCUUUCCUUGCUACUACUUCUGAUGCACCACGAUUUUUCUUUCGUUCGUUCAUCUCGACCGUAGUGUCAAGAUAAUUACAUCUUUUGUUGUAAUGGCCGAUUCAUCAUCACUAUCAACGGCGCCGGUCCGGGAUACUGCAGAUACUGCCUCGUUAACCGGCAGCAUCCGCCAUGCGGCCGGCUCACCUCCGUCCGAAACCGCCAAGUCGCAGCCCGCAGACGUAGUAUCCCCGCAAGACGAUUCCAGCUCGACGGAUGCCGCCAAAGAGACCACCGCCGCGAAUCCCCUCGAGGUGCCCCAGUAUGUGAGUGGCCUGAGGCUGGUGAUGCUGACAUCGUCCGUCACGCUCGCCGUUUUUCUGAUGAUGAUCGACACGUCCAUCAUCUCUACUGCCAUCCCUCGAAUCACGGACGAAUUCCGCUCCCUCUCAGACGUCGGCUGGUACGCGAGCAUCUACCAGCUGGCCAGCGCUGCGUUCCAGCCGCUGUCGGGCAAGAUCUAUGCCAAGUUCAGCACCAAGUUCACCUUCCUCGUCUUCUUCGCCAUCUUUGAGCUCGGAUCCCUCAUCUGCGGCGCGGCAACCUCGUCGGCCAUGCUCAUCGUCGGACGUGCCGUCGCGGGCAUGGGCUGCUCCGGCCUCAUGAACGGCGGUCUGGUCAUCAUUGCCACCGCCGUACCCCUGGAGCGGCGGCCGUCCCUCACGGGGAUCAUGAUGGGCUGUUCGCAGCUGGGCAUCGUCAUCGGCCCGCUCAUCGGCGGCGCCUUCACCUCGUACUCGACCUGGCGGUGGUGCUUUUACGUCAAUCUGCCCAUUGGGGCAGUGGUUGCUUUUGGCAUGCUGCUCGUUCCGAUCCCGGAUCAGUUCGCCAUGCCCCGUCCGCUGGACGUUCUCAGGAGGCUCCACCAUGAACUGGACCUGGUCGGGUUCGCCCUCAUCGCCCCGGCCGCUGUUCAACUCAUGCUUGCCUUGCAGUGGGGCGGCAGUCAGUACCCGUGGAACUCUCCAACCGUCAUUGGACUGUUCUGUGGUGCCGCGGGUACGGCGCUGGUCUGGGGAGUUUGGAAUUGGUACCGCGGCGAUGAGGCGUUGAUACCCCUGUCUUUGAUCAGGCAGAGGGCUCUGUGGGCUGCUGCACUCACUCAGUGGUUUCUCUUGACCACGGUAUAUGCCGCGUCGUUCUUCUUACCCAUCUACUUCCAGGCCGUCUUCGGUGCCACCCCGAUCAUGAGCGGCGUCUACGUAUUGGCCAGCAUUCUCAGCCAGCUUGUGGCGGCGGUAGUGUCAGGUGUGCUAGUUGAACGGACCGGGUACGUCAUACCGUACGCCAUGGUCGGUGGUGCCUUGGGCGCAAUCUCAAACGGCCUCUACUCGACGUUUACUCCGACCACACCUACGGAGCGGUGGGUGGGAUACCAGAUUCUCAAUGGUAUCGGCCGCGGAGUGGGCAUGCAAAUGCCGAUUCUUGCCGUUCAAGUCGCCGUCAAGCCGCACCUGCUGUCCAUCGGCAUGUCGACCGUCGUUUUUAUCCAGAGCCUGGGCGUCGCAAUCAUGCUUUCUGCGUCCGAUACCGUAUUUCAGACCAUCCUGGAGCACGAGCUACCGAUUCAAGCACCCCUUGCAGACGCUGCCGCAAUCAUUUCCGCCGGCGCGACCCAUUUCCGCAGCAUCGUCAGCGAGCGGGAUCUGCCCGGCGUGCUGGCGGCCUACACCCUCGCCGUCGACCACGUCUUCUACCUGGCUGCUGCCGUCACGGGCCUAGCGGUGUUUUCGGCGAUGUUCCUUGGAUGGACCGACCUGCGCAAGGUCAAGAAGGUCACCGUCGUCGAUGCGGAGCAACCGAGGGAGAAGCCCCUGAAAUCUGAAGACAGGGCCGAGACUGACGGGGGGCUAAAAUCCGUAGACUGAGGGCAUAGAGGCCAUGAAGGACUACUAUCCGCACAGCUAGAUACCUUGCACCUAUCUAUAGACUUGUAGAGAUUGGUUCGCGGCGUUCGCUCUCCGGUCGGUUAGCGGUGAUGGCGCAAAUCUGGUAGAGUUGAGAGUAAAGCUAAUGGCUGAGCGCCUCUAUAGUGCCAGACAUUCUUUUCUCUGCCAUCACUCUCCCAUCUUUCACUCUAUGUGGUAGAUAC
Canariomyces notabilis is the source of this 2169-nucleotide messenger RNA. RefSeq names its product MFS general substrate transporter. The record is from RefSeq and is a predicted model, not a curated record. Gene Ontology annotation, cellular component: plasma membrane. Bases 131 to 1945 code for a protein of 604 amino acids. Gene Ontology annotation, biological process: transmembrane transport. Lineage: Eukaryota; Fungi; Ascomycota; Sordariomycetes; Sordariales; Chaetomiaceae. Gene Ontology annotation, molecular function: transmembrane transporter activity. The transcript is spliced from 4 exons.